Molecule: messenger RNA, 589 nt
Organism: Helianthus annuus (common sunflower)
Lineage: Eukaryota; Viridiplantae; Streptophyta; Magnoliopsida; Asterales; Asteraceae
Product: 60S acidic ribosomal protein P3
Exons: 2
Coding region: 79-441 (120 amino acids)
Cellular component (GO): ribosome
Molecular function (GO): structural constituent of ribosome
Source: RefSeq, a predicted model, not a curated record
AAACCAACAAUACAAACCCCCACACGAAACUCACACCGCCGUUGCUUGUCAUCUCAUCAAUCAAAUCAGCCACCGGCAAUGGGAGUUUUCACCUUCGUAUGCAAAUCCUCCGGCGGCGCCUGGACCGCUAAGCAGCUUAACGGUGACCUCGAAGGCUCCGGUGAUUCCACUUAUGCUUUGCAGAGGAAGCUUGUUAACGCCGCUCUUUCGACCGAUUCUUCCGGUGGUGUUCAGUCGUCGUUCAGCUAUGUUCUUCCUGAUUCAGCUGUUUUUCAGGUGAUUAUUGGCGGAGGUGGUGGUGGAGCUUCCUUUGGGGGUGGAGCUGCUGCAGCAUCUGCACCAUCAGGCGGGGCAGCGGCUGCUGAGGCACCAGCAGCUGAGGAGAAGAAGGAAGAGAAGGAGGAGAGUGAUGAUGACAUGGGUUUCUCCCUCUUUGAUUAAGCCUUUUCUUUUUUGAUGCAGUUUUUGGUUUUGCCUUUGUUAAUUCUUCAUAAUUUGAAGCUUUGAUAUUGCUGCUUAUAUUCUGGACGAUAAGCUAGGGUUUUUGUGUUUUAUUGGUAUGAAGGAUAUUUAUAUUUUGGGCCUUAAA